Messenger RNA from Racocetra persica, 229 nucleotides. Lineage: Eukaryota; Fungi; Glomeromycota; Glomeromycetes; Diversisporales; Gigasporaceae. The record is from the annotation of a GenBank genome assembly.
AUGCCGUCUAGGCGAAAUCUUUCAUAUAAAAAAGAAAAACUUAAUAGACAACGCAUCAAAAAACGCUUCAUUCAACAACCCAUUACAAGACAUAAAGAUACAGAAAAGGUGAUCUAUCAGCCAAUAUCCAUCACAAAACAUGAAGAUACAGAAAAGCAAAAGUUAAAGCACUAUUUGAGAGAGACCGACUUAUUAAAAAAGAAUAAAGAAUUGCCUAUGUGCUACUUGG